AAUUCAAAAUUCAGUGACUGCUGGCAUGGCGGGUUGCCCAUUCACUUCCACCAUGUCCUCCUUACAGAAAGACAUCUUUAAGCCCAAAUUACCACCUCUAGAGGCUCUUCAAGAAGAUCCCGAUGCAACCAGUAAAGAGGUCAGCAACAAGAAAAGCUCGCAGCCAGCCUUUGCCUUGCCAUUGACAAGACGACAGCAGCCCGACUAUUCACCGUUAUCAUGGGAACACUAUUUUGAAACCAUGCACGAUGUGAAGGUCGACGAUAAAGUCUUUCGUUGUUAUCAGAUAGCUGGAAAAUCAAAAGAUGGAAAGGUACCUCCUUUGUUUGUUCUACAUCAUGGAGCUGGCCAUUCAGCCUUGUCAUAUGGCCUUACUGCAAAACGGAUACAAGCUAUUGCGAACCAAGAAUGUUCCAUACUGGCAUUUGAUUGUCGGGGGCACGGGUAUACUCAAACGCCAAACGAUAGCGACCUCUCUGUAUCAACUUUGAGUAAUGACAUGAGCGAGGUCAUUUUAGCGUUAUACGGAGACACGAAGCCUGAUGUUAUUGUUGUUGGUCACAGUAUGGGUGGAUCGGUUGUUGUGGACGUCGCUAAUAGACGCAGUGUUCCAAAUCUACUCGGAGUCGUGGUAUUGGAUGUGGUGGAAGGAUCGGCCAUGGAAGCAUUGUCCUCUAUGACAUCGUUUUUGAAUGAUCGGCCCAAAGAAUUUCCAUCGGUCGAGCAUGCUAUUCGAUGGGCUGUUAGUUCAGGCACGGUACACAACCUGGAAUCAGCAAGACUCUCCUUUCCCCCGCUUGUUCGAAAGAAAGAUGAGAAUGACGCAAACAGUCCUUAUAUCUGGCAUACCAAUCUUGCCGCUACGCAACAGUUUUGGCAAGGCUGGUUCCAAGACUUGUCGGAUAAGUUUCUCAAGGCUAGGGCUGCCAAAUUUCUCGUUCUCGCUGGCACAGACCGUUUGGAUAAGACGCUGAUGAUAGGAUCAAUGCAAGGAAAAUUUCAAAUGGAAAUAUUCGUGGAAUCUGGCCAUGCUAUUCAUGAAGAUCAGCCAAACCGGUUAGCGCAAUGCCUUGUUGAAUUCUGGAAACGCAACAAGCGGCUCAUUCUCCCGCCCAAAGUCCCUCUUAAACCCAACCAACAUUGAUAUUAUACCAAAGAGAGUUUCGAUAGCUUUAGAGGAAUACAAGAUUAAAUAAAAAAAAAAACGGGAAAAGAAAGUGUAAUCUGGU
Messenger RNA from Umbelopsis ramanniana AG, 1229 nucleotides. RefSeq lists its product as uncharacterized. The transcript is spliced from 8 exons. Gene Ontology annotation, biological process: protein demethylation. Gene Ontology annotation, molecular function: protein methylesterase activity. NCBI's taxonomy places the organism in Eukaryota, Fungi, Mucoromycota, Umbelopsidomycetes, Umbelopsidales, Umbelopsidaceae. The coding region runs from base 26 to 1144 and encodes 372 amino acids. The record is from RefSeq and is a predicted model, not a curated record.